Molecule: messenger RNA, 1821 nt
Organism: Parasteatoda tepidariorum (common house spider)
Lineage: Eukaryota; Metazoa; Arthropoda; Arachnida; Araneae; Theridiidae
Source: RefSeq, a predicted model, not a curated record
CUGAUAAAGACGGUGAAAAAGUUACUGUCGGAGAGCAAUGUGAACUUGCAAUAAGUGGUGGUUCUGUUGAAACCUAUCACAGAUUAACAGGAGAAAGUAGAAUGCCACAGAGUGAAAUUCAUUCUGACAUUACCAUCAGUGAUGUUCUUAAAAAAGAGUCUGAUAAAGACAUAAACUCUCACAUUUUUGUAACAUCAGGUGAAGAAAGAAAGAAACAGAACCAAAUUACAACUUCAGAUCCUAAAAUUCAAGAUAUUGAAGAAAGUAAUGUGGGAGAGCAAUCUAAACUUGUUAUAAAUGACGGUUCUGUUAAUACUUAUGGCAGAUCAUCAGGAGAUAGUAUAAUGCAACAGAAUAUAAUUCAUCCUGAUGUUCCUAUUUGUGAUGCAAUAGGAGAAGAAUCAGAAAAAGUUGCAGAUCUAUGUAUUAUGAGUGGAACUAGUGAAAUAAAGGAAGUUCAGGGUAAACAUAAUUUAAUUUCAACUGCUGACUUGAAUAAGAUUGCUAUACAAGAAAACAUUCCACACUCUGGCGUUGAAGCUAUUAAUGUUGCAGCUUUGGAGAAAGAGAAAGUUAAAAUUCCAUUGCUGUCUGAAACUUUAGAAAAUGAUGAUGUAAAUGAGAAAUCAAUUACUGAAAUGAUAGAAGAAACUAAGAUUGAAACUGAUUCUGGUGUUCUCAGUAAUAUUAGAAUAACUGAAUUAAAUUUGUCACAAACUAUUAUUACAUCUCCUGUUACUGAGAGUAAAGUAGAAACUCAAGUAAAACUUUUUGCGAGUAUUGAAGAUGCUGCAGAAGCUCUCCCUGCUGUAGAGCAAUCAGAAAUUUCUCCAAUGGAAGAUUCAGUGACUGAUACUUGUCUUUCACAAACACCACUUGAAUUCGAUGCAGUUGUUGACAAUGUAUCAGAAAAAAUAUCUCAAAUAGAUGCUGCAGAAGUUCUCCCUGCUAUAGAGCAAUCAGAAAUUUCUUCAGUGACUGAUACUUGUCUUUCACAAACACCUCUUAAAUCCGAUGCAGUUGUUGACAAUGUAUCAGAAAAAAUAUCUCAAAUAGAUGCUGCAGAAAUUUUCCCUGCUAUAGAGCAAUCAGAAAUUUUUUCAAUGAAAGAUUCAGUGACUGAUACUUGUCUUUCACAAACACCACUUAAAUUCGAUGCAGUUGUUGACAAUGUAUCAGAAAAAAUAUCUCAAAUAGAUGCUGCAGAAGUUCUUCCUGCUGUAGAGCAAUCAGAAAUUUCUUCAAUGAAAGAUUCAGUGACUGAUAAUUGUCUUUCACAAACACCACUUAAAUUCAAUGCAGUUGUUGACAAUGUAUCAGAAGAAAUAUCUCAAAUAGAUUCUUUGCCUGUUUCGAAAGUUACUACUGCUGAAAGAAACGAGGAAGAAAUUUCUGAUGUAAAAGAUUUAGAUUAUCUAGCUCCAAAUGUUGCAGCAGAUAUGGGCACGGUUAAAAUAACUCAGCAGGUUACAGUUACUAAAUCCAAACAAAGUGUAAAUAGUUCUUUUCCUUCUCAAAACUUAAAUCAAGUCUCUUCUGACAAGAAGACAGAUGAUGAAAUAUGUUUAGCAUCAAAGGAUUUAGCUCCAAAUGUUGCAGCAGAUAUGGACACAGUUAAAAUAACUCAACAGGCUAUAGUUACUGAAACCAAACAAAGUGUAAAAAGUUCUUUUCCUUCUCAAAACUUAAAUCAAGUCUCUUCUGCUAUGAAGAUAGAUGAUGAAAUAUGUUUAGCAUCAAAGGAUUUAGCUCCAAAUGUUGCAGCAGAUAUGGAUACUGUUAAAAUAACUCAGCAGGCUGCUGUCACUGAAUCCAAACAAA